UAACUGGCUCUACCCUUUGAUGACUCUGAAUGGACAAUAUAACUAUACAAUUUAUUCAGAGAUUUAAUGAAAUAAAUAUGUCAAAGAAGAGACAAGGGGACAAUUUCUGUCAUUACCAAAUCUCGAGAUGUUUGAACUUGGAAGAUUAGAGCUGUUUUUGCUGUUUACUACAAAUUUAAAAUUAUUUCUUAAUAUAAUGCUAUAAACUAUUCAGUUAGAAGUAAACAAUGCUACAUAAAAUAUUGAAUAUAAGCUCUCAAUCCAAUUUCUUGCCUCCAUUUUCAUAUUCUAUUAUGUAUAGUUUCAACGAGUUCUUCUCGAGACAAAUAAAGAUUCCAAGAUUAGUAUUAAUGCAUUUUCUUUCAUGUCAUAAUCUGAAUUUUUUAGAAUACAGCCAGACAUUUCUUGAUUUUUCUUGUCAGUCAAGUAAUAACCCUGUUAAAAUCUGAGUUCUUUUCUUGUUGGGUGUUUUCAAUGGAAGCUGUAAUGGCCAUUUUAAUACAUUUCUUGAUGUUUCGGAUUGGUGUUACUCUAGCUUCUGAUGGUCUGCUUCUUUCUCCUAAAGGUGUUAACUAUGAAGUGGCGGCAUUGAUGGCUAUGAAGAGAGAAAUGAUUGAUUUGUUUAGGGUUAUGGAUGGUUGGGAUAUAAACUCAGUUGACCCUUGUACUUGGAAUAUGGUUGGUUGUUCUCCAGAAGGCUUUGUCAUUUCUCUUGAAAUGGCAAGUACUGGAUUAUCUGGGACCCUGUCGCCGAGUAUUGGGAACUUGAGUGGUCUAAAGACUAUGCUAUUGCAGAAUAACCGGUUAACGGGUCCCAUCCCGGAAGAGAUAGGAAAGCUUUCAGAACUUCAGACUCUGGACCUUUCUGGUAACCAGUUUGCUGGAAAUAUUCCAAGCUCGUUGGGUUUCUUGACGCAUUUAAGUUACUUGAGGCUCAGCAGAAACAAGUUGUCGGGAAAAAUUCCGAAACUCGUCGCCAACCUUACAGGACUCUCAUUCCUGGAUUUAUCAUUUAACAAUCUGAGUGGUCCUACUCCAAAAAUAUUGGCAAAAGGUUACAGUAUUACAGGGAAUCAUUUUCUUUGUUCUUCAUCAACUGCACAAAUUUGCAUGGGUGUCCCCAAGUUUGAGAAUGAGACGGUCUCAUCUCAUAAAGCCGGGAAUCACCAUCGGUGGGUGGUUUCUGUCGCUAUAGGCGUCAGUUGCGCAUUUGUGAUUUCUGUAAUGUUGCUUGUUUGUUGGUUGCGUUGGUAUAGGUCUCAUCUAUUGUUUACAUCAUACGUGCAGCAAGAUUUUGAGUUUGAGAUUGGUCAUCUGAAGAGGUUCUCAUUUCGUGAAUUGCAACUUGCAACCGGAAACUUCAGCGCUAAAAGCAUCUUAGGUCAAGGCGGAUUUGGGGUGGUUUAUAAGGGAUGUCUUCCGAAUAAAACACUGGUGGCUGUUAAGCGGCUGAAAGAUCCGAAUUAUACCGGAGAAGUGCAGUUCCAAACUGAAGUUGAAAUGAUCGGAUUGGCUUUGCAUCGAAACCUCUUACGUUUAUAUGGCUUCUGUUUGACACCUAAUGAGAGGAUGCUUGUGUAUCCCUAUAUGCCAAAUGGGAGCGUUGCUGAUCGCUUGAGAGAGACUUGUCAAGAAAAGCCAUCAUUGGAUUGGAAUCGACGAAUUCGUAUAUCCAUUGGAGCUGCGCGUGGACUUGUAUACUUACACGAACAAAGUAAUCCAAAAAUAAUACACAGGGAUGUGAAAGCAGCAAAUAUUUUACUCGACGAAAGUUUCGAGGGUGUAGUCGGAGAUUUCGGCCUAGCAAAGUUGCUAGAUCGUAGAGAUUCACAUGUCACAACAGCAGUGCGAGGAACUGUGGGACACAUUGCACCUGAGUAUCUUUCAACCGGGCAAUCCUCGGAAAAAACAGACGUGUUUGGAUUCGGCAUUCUUCUUUUGGAACUCAUAACCGGGCAAAAAGCCUUAGAUGCCGGAAAUGGUCAGGUUCAAAAAGGGAUGAUUCUUGACUGGGUUAGAACAUUGCAUGAAGAGAAGAGAUUGGAUGUUCUGGUAGACAGGGAUUUAAAGGGAUGCUUGGAUGCAUUAGAGCUCGAAACGAUGGUGGAGUUGAGUUUACGAUGUACUCUGUCGAAUCCUAGUCUCCGUCCGAAGAUGUCGGAGGUCUUAAAAGUAUUGGAAGGACUUGUUGGGCAGUUAGGAGCAGAGGAAACACAGGGUUGUAGUAAUUAUGAAACAAGGGCUUGCAGUUUCUCAAGGCAUUACAGUGAUGUUCAACAAGAAUCAUCAUUCAUCAUCGAAGCUAUGGAACUUUCAGGUCCUCGAUGAGCUAUGUUGAAACGAAAAAUGAUGAAACGAUAAACAGCGAAAAAUUAAUUUUAUAAGAAUAUGUUAUAGAAAUGAAGUUUCAGAAUUUUAGAA
This is a messenger RNA of Mercurialis annua (annual mercury), 2421 nucleotides long. Its product is annotated as probable LRR receptor-like serine/threonine-protein kinase At5g45780. Gene Ontology annotation, molecular function: protein kinase activity; ATP binding; protein binding. Gene Ontology annotation, biological process: protein phosphorylation. The record is from RefSeq and is a predicted model, not a curated record. The coding region runs from base 475 to 2328 and encodes 617 amino acids. NCBI's taxonomy places the organism in Eukaryota, Viridiplantae, Streptophyta, Magnoliopsida, Malpighiales, Euphorbiaceae. The transcript has 11 exons.